AUGCCGCUGAACGGCUCCUCAGGCGCCGGAGGAGCCAACCGCACCUCGUCGUCGUCUCCCAGCGCAGGCGGCGACGGCGAGCCCUUGUCCCUCUUCCGCCUGCUGGUGCUGAGCCUGCUGGCGUUGCUGACUCUGGCCACGCUCGUGUGGAACCUGCUGGUGCUGGCCACCAUCGUGCGCGUGAGGGCUUUCCACCGCGCGCCGCACAACCUGGUGGCGUCCACGGCGGCGGCCGACGCGCUGGUAGCGGCGCUGGUGAUGCCCCUCAGCCUAGCCAAGGAGCUGUCGGGCGGGCGGCGCUGGCGCCUGGGCCGGGCACUGUGCCACGCGUGGGUCUGCUGCGACGUGCUCUGCUGCACGGCCAGCAUCUGGAGCGUGGCCGCCAUCGCCCUCGACCGCUACUGGUCCGUCUCCAGGCACCUGCGCUACACCCCCCGCGCGCGCCGACUAGCCUCGGGCGCCCUCAUCGGCGUGGCGUGGGCGCUGGGCGCGCUCAUCGCGCUGCUGCCGCUGCUGCUCGGCUGGGGAGGCAGCUCGUACAGCGCCGAGCAGCAGCGCUGCCAGGUCAGCCCCGAGCCCGCCUACGCCGUCUUCUCCACUGGGGGCGCUUUCUACCUGCCCCUGGGCGUCGUGCUCUUCGUCUACUGGAAGAUCUACAAGGCGGCCAAGUUCCGCGUCGGAGGCAGGAACGCCGUCGGGCCCCUCCCAGAAACGGGCCAGGUGAAAGAAGCUUCUCAUCAGCCGCAGAUGGUGUUUACAGCUCGUCAUGCGACUGUCACUUUCCAGACAGAUGGAGAAACAUGGCGAGAACAGAAAGAGAAGCGAGCGGCUAUGAUGGUUGGCAUUUUAAUUGGUGUGUUUGUACUUUGCUGGAUUCCCUUCUUUGUCACAGAACUAAUAAGCCCCCUUUGCUCCUGCACCAUAGCACCAGUCUGGAAAAGCAUCUUCCUCUGGCUUGGUUACUCCAACUCCUUCUUCAAUCCUCUGAUUUAUACAGCUUUUAACAAAAACUACAACAAUGCAUUCAAGAACCUUUUUGUGAGGCAGAGGUAAAAAGAGCAAUGGUUGGGGGGGGCAUGGCUGCCAGACUAAGAUUGUACUAAGAUCAUUUAUGCAAAUUUUGUUUGCUAGGUAAUUCCAUUUGCAUAUUUCACUUGACUGUGGAAAUUAAGCAGUAAGAACAGGAAUUAAGCAGCCCAGUUUUCUAGAGAAGAAAUCUCUAACCACUGCAAAAGUCCUCCUGCCCAGUUGGCUGCAGCUACCUAUAUGAAAGGCAGCAUAUAAUUUUCAGAACCCCACUUCGAUCACAAUUAAGCCUGUGCCUUGCAAAGGCUAGACCGUAUUUUAAAAGUUGUUCUGCUCCUUUGUCAGAGGCCAGUUUUAGUGUCACCAAUAACUUUUACUAUGAAACAUUUAUGGUGGGUGUAGUAAGGCACCAAAAACAAGAAUUCCAAGAGUUACAAGGCACUACAAUACACAGAGCCUGGAGGUAAGUAAAGGGCCAGCAAUAAAUAAAAUCCCUAACCAUAUUUGUUUGCUUUAGUUAUUCUUCAGAUAUUAAUCAGAAUAAAGAUCAGUGACUGCUAAGAUACAAGAAUCAUUGAACUUGGGUGGCUGAACUUUUAAAACUUUAAUCACAGCAAAACUGGGCAAAAUCAUGUGAAAUGGCACAAAGAAGUGUUCUGUUAAGUAGAGGAUGGAGGCAAUUUUCUGAGGACUACAGCAGGGGAGCAUUUCCCAGCUAGCAAGUCCAGAGCCUUCCAUUCAAAUCAGUUGUUUUUUUGGGGAAAUAUAGAUAUGUGGAAACUUUCCUUUAGUAGCUGCAAAUGACCCUAUUAACUGGACUGGAUUUGCCUACAUGUCGCCAGCAUGUGUUUUAUGUCUUAGCCCUGUUACCAUAGUGCUAAAUACAUUUUAUGGGGGAAAUCAUGACUCUGAACAUUGAAUGAUACAUGGGGAGGACAGCGUAUCACUCUGCAAAGAGCGCAAAACAUAUUGCAUCAACUGGUUUCCUUCCGAGUCAUUUAGCGGUUACCACCAUACUUUGGCAAACUCUUGGUGUUCUUUUCUUCCAGAAAAAUGCUAAUGUGUAUUUAAUGAAAAAUAAGUGCAAUCUUUUCUUGCAGCAUCACACGUAUGUUUUACAAUGAGCUGGGAUAAAUAUUGUAAAGCUCUUUUACUCAGCUGCGUGUUCAGCUAUUACCUCAGUUUUAAGAGCAAUGCAAAGUUGGCAUCAGGCUCAUUGAAAUGAGUCUGGUAGCUUGGUCUGUAUAAAAUAACUUAAUUGUCAAAUAUAUAUUUUUAAAAAAACAACAGCAUGCAAUAUAUACUUUGGUGACAUCAAUGCAGACUGAAUUUUCAAGCUUUAAACUAUUGUCCAGGAGCAGAGACUGCAAGGUUUUUGUUUUGUUUUAAAUCAAUUUACUGGUACAGGAGGAAACAUCUGCAUCAGCUUGCUUUGAAAACUAUGGCUAUAUCAAGUCCCCCCACCAUUACCUGCUGCAGAUCCUCAAUACCCACAAUAUUAAGCUACUUGUUGGUCAGACAACCCUUCAAAAAGGCAUAUUACGCAAUAUAGGGGACUGCAGGCAGGUGUGUCCCUAUCGCAUGAAGAAUACAAGGAAACACA
Molecule: messenger RNA, 2629 nt
Organism: Zootoca vivipara (common lizard)
Lineage: Eukaryota; Metazoa; Chordata; Lepidosauria; Squamata; Lacertidae
Product: 5-hydroxytryptamine receptor 5B-like
Biological process (GO): positive regulation of MAPK cascade; adenylate cyclase-activating adrenergic receptor signaling pathway
Cellular component (GO): plasma membrane
Molecular function (GO): G protein-coupled serotonin receptor activity
Source: RefSeq, a predicted model, not a curated record